AUGGCUCUGCGCAAGUAUUCUUCGUGGCAGCCGCAGCGAGAGCCCUGGAAAGAUCCUGUGAUAGAGCGACGUGAGUUGCAAGAAACAUUUCCGGUGCAGUACUGGACCGACCAAAGGAGAACAAAGCUCGAAAGUACCGAGUAUGAUCAAGUAUACAAUGACUACUUCAUCGAUAGGGAGAGAGCAAUCAUAUUCAAGAACAAUGAGCAGAUAUUUGCUCCUAUCCCUAGUGGUUGGCUCAGUAAUGAGAGUAUGGUUCCGGAGAAAGACAUCAUGUUAUAUCGCGGCCGUGUUUUUGCGUUCGUUUUGAGAACGCGUACUUUCGCUCCACUUUGGCUCUGGGGCCUCCAACCGAUCAAAGCAAAAACUGAAGGCCUCGAUAACCUCCAGCUUAAAGACAACACAUUCACGGAUACAUUACAAGCUUUGGUCAAAACUCACUUCAUGCAAAGACAAACUCAGCAUUUGCCAGAUUUUGAGUAUGAUAUUGUUCGAGGCAAAGGUAAAGGCCUCGUAAUUCUGCUUCACGGAGCGCCUGGACUUGGGAAGACCUUUACGGCAGGCAUCGUGGCGGCAGCAAAUGGAAAGCCACUCCUUCAAAUCACCUGUGGUGAUCUCGGAUUGAAGCCGAAUGAGGUUGAUGCAGCUCUCAAGGAGACCUUUCAUUACGCACAACAUUGGAAAUGUGUUCUUCUCCUCGACGAAUGCGACAUAUUCCUCACACAGCGGAGCAAGACCGAUGUGAAACGAAAUGCCCUCGUUUCCAUCUUCCUGAGAGUCCUAGAAUUCUACACUGGCGUAUUGUUUCUCACGACGAAUCGAGUGAGAGCCCUAGACGAAGCAAUUAAAUCGCGAAUCACCUGGAUCUCGUACUACCCGCCGUUGAAUUGGACUCAAACAAGAGAGAUCUGGAGGACUAACAUCAAGCGUGUGGAGAAAGGCAACAAGAAUCUUGACCUUGACAAGAACGGUAUCAUGAAAUACGCCAAGCAACAUUUCAAGAUUAGCAUGGCGGAAAACGCAGUCUGGAACGGGCGGCGGAUCCAGAAUGCCUUCAAAGUUGCAUUGGCUCUGGCUAAUUGGGAAGCGUACAGCAAGGAGGAACAACUUCAAACAGAACAGCUGACCCCAGUGGACGACGACCAUCACCCUCGCUCUAUAUUGUCGGCAACACAUCUUAAGGCAUAUGCUACAGGAACUCGGGCUUUCGAUGGCUACCUGCAGACAGCCACCGGAUUUGCUGACGCAGAUCGUGCAUUCCAUGCAAUGGAAAGAGCCGAUGAUUAUGAGCCUGAAGAAAAUAUCCCUCUAGCCUCACCUGGAGGAGAUGGGAAUCAAUUCCCUUCAUUCCUCUCCUCGCCACAUGAAGACCUGAGAAGAGCCUCGUCGAUGAGCCUGGUUCCACCUGUUGAACAGGUCACGCUCGUGCCCCCAGUCCAAAUUUAA
Messenger RNA from Exophiala aquamarina CBS 119918, 1446 nucleotides. RefSeq lists its product as uncharacterized. Bases 1 to 1446 code for a protein of 481 amino acids. The record is from RefSeq and is a predicted model, not a curated record. Gene Ontology annotation, molecular function: ATP hydrolysis activity; ATP binding. Lineage: Eukaryota; Fungi; Ascomycota; Eurotiomycetes; Chaetothyriales; Herpotrichiellaceae. The transcript is spliced from 6 exons.